Messenger RNA from Ilyonectria robusta, 4965 nucleotides. RefSeq lists its product as uncharacterized. Gene Ontology annotation, molecular function: DNA binding; beta-glucosidase activity; carbon-sulfur lyase activity. NCBI's taxonomy places the organism in Eukaryota, Fungi, Ascomycota, Sordariomycetes, Hypocreales, Nectriaceae. The record is from RefSeq and is a predicted model, not a curated record. Bases 1 to 4965 code for a protein of 1654 amino acids. The transcript is spliced from 8 exons. Gene Ontology annotation, biological process: glucan catabolic process; DNA-templated transcription.
AUGGAGUUUAAGGCUGAAACUGAGGCGAUUCUUAGCAAGUUGACGCUGGAAGAAAAGAUAUCUCUUCUUGUUGGCAAGAACUUCUCAGAGACUCUCGGCAUAAGUGAAAAGGGUAUUCCCUCUAUCAAGACUGCAGACGGACCGAAUGGAGUGCGUUCAGCAGCCACAGAUGUCAGCAUCAAAUCCGCGUGUUUUCCCGCUGCAUGCAACCUCGCAGCGAGCUUCGACGUCGAGCUUGCAAACCGCUUCGGCCGCGCUCUCGCCAAAGAGGCUCGCGGCAAGAAUGUCCACUGCAUGCUAGGCCCGACGGUGUGCAUCCAUCGCCACCCGCUGGGAGGCCGCAACUUCGAGAGCUUCAGCGAGGACCCGUUCCUCGCGGGGAAGCUCUGCUCGCAGGUCAUCCAGGGGCUUCAGAGCUCCGGAGUGUCGGCCACCAUCAAGCACUUUGUCGCCAACGAGCAGGAGACGGCGCGGACGACGGUUGAUGAGACCGUUAGUGAGCGGGCGCUGCGCGAAAUCUACCUGCGUCCGUUUGAGAUUGCUAUUAAAGAGGCCAAGCCUUGGGCGCUUAUGACUGCCUACAACCACCUCAACGGCGUGCACUGCGACCAGCACAACUGGCUGCUCCAGGAUGUUCUGCGCGGUGACUGGGGCUGGGAGGGCUUGGUGAUGAGUGAUUGGGGUGGCACCAACUCUGUGGCCGAGGCGCUCAACGCUGGCCUGGACUUGGAGAUGCCUGGGCCGCCACGAAUCCGCAAGACGGAUGAAGUCGUCGAAGCCGUUCAGCGCGGUGAGGUCUCGGAAAGUACCAUCGACGACCGUGCUCGCGCCGUUAUUCGGUUUGCCCUCAAGUUGAAGACACUGGAAGACCCUGCCGCAACUAGCCAGACAACCGACAGCCCUGAGCUACGAAGCAUGAUCCGAGAUGCCGGUGCGCGAGGAAUGGUGCUGUUGAAAAACCAGGACAACGUCUUGCCGUUGGUGAAGGACAACCUCAAGGGGAAGAAAAUUGCCCUGAUCGGAUUCUCUAAAGAUGCCAUGGCGCACGGUGGCGGCAGCGCAUCCGUCAAUGCCUAUCGCAAAGUCACACCUUGGGAUGGCCUGCACGAAGCCCUUGGAGAUGUAGUUGAAUUCACAUACGCCAAGGGCGCCCAUAAAGAGCGUCUUCUCCCUGCAAUCUACCGCGACGGCACCUGUGCCAAGGUUGUUGCGCUCGAUGGACAGCCAGGUUUCACUCGCCUGUUGUUCGAGGGCGAAAAGACUGAGCCAGUUUCAAUUCUCCAUGGGCAACUCACCUCGGCAUAUUCGCCACUGGGCUCGCAAGAGUCACUGUGGAGGAGGCUGGAGAUUGUCGGAGACUUCACGCCGGCCGAGUCGGGAAGCCACUACAUCGCGUGCUCUGGACUUGGGCCAACGCGAGUAUUCGUCGAUGACGAGCUCGUCUUUGAGCAAACCAGCAACUGCACCGAUCCCAUGGGUUCUCUGUUCCUUGCCGCCCCCGAAGAAGAGUUCCGCCACAAGUUCGCCGCCGACAAGACCUACCGAUUGCGCAUCUGCAGCGAUCCCCCGACCAAGAUUGGUCUGAAGAUCCUCGAGGGCCGCAGUGGCGUGCGUGUGGGCUUCUCGCUCGAAUCAGACCACGACGCCGAUCUCGAGGGCGAGGCGGUGCGAGUCGCGCAAGACGCAGAUCUCGCCAUCGUCUUUACCGGCCAUGACCCUCAGUGGGAAACCGAGGGCCGGGAUCAAGAUUCGUUCCAUCUGCCGCGAAAGGGCACCCAGGAUUCCCUCGUCUCGGCCGUUGCAGCAGCCAACUCCAAGACUGUCGUCGUAAACUCCACUGGUGUUGCGAUAGCCAUGCCCUGGCUGGACCAGGUAGCGGCUGUGGUUCAGGCUUGGUUCCCCGGCCAGGAGUGCGGCCAUUCGAUCGCAGAUGUGCUCACUGGCGCUGUGAACCCCGAGGGUCGACUGCCAGUUAGCUUCCCCAAGAAUAUCGAGGACGCGCCGGCGUAUGGAAACUUCCCUGGCGAGUAUGUUAAUGGUCAGCUGAAGGUCACCUAUGCCGAAGGCGUAUUUGUCGGAUAUCGACACUAUGAUCGCCUUGACCGAGCCAAGGUCAACUUCCCAUUCGGCCACGGUCUGUCUUAUACGUCAUUUGAGUAUGGCGUUAUGAGCGUGACCAAGCAGCAAGCGGAUAAUGCCUUGUCCGUCACCGUCGAUGUGACCAAUACGGGUCGCGUAGCAGGUGGCACUCUGGUGCAAAUUUAUGCCGGCAGGUCUACGCCAUCUGCUGACCACCCGGUUAAGGCCCUCGUCGCCUUCCAGAAGGUUCAGCUCCAGCCAGGAGAAAAGAAGACUGUACAAUUGUCUGUUCAAGUCAGAGAUGUGGCAUAUUACGACGAGGAGCUGAAGCAGUGGGUGGUUGAUGCAGGAGAGUACCUGUUUUCACAUGGAUUAUCAGCCGCUGAGAUCCUCCAGUCUGUUGGCAAAGUGACCGAAAUCUGCACCAGAAUGUCAGCUCCAUACACCGGAAAGUGCCUCUGUGGCGCUGUGAAGUUUAGCAUUGCAUCGGAACCGGUGGCGGUGUUUUCGUGCUUCUGCGAGCACUGCAGCAAAGGAGCCGGAGGAACACACCAGAUAAUUGCCAAGUUUGCGACCAAAGACAUGGAAAUCUCAGCCGAGGGGGAGGCGAUUGGCGAAUUCGGCUUCACCGAUACAUCAAGCGGCAACCGCAAGGGCAAGUCAUUCUGCAGAACCUGCGGAUGUACUCUCUGGACAAUUCCCGGCGCAGCCAAAGGAGUGUACCAUCUCGUUCGAACAUCAAUCCUGGAUGAAGGGAAACUCAGCUUGCGGGACAACUGCAAAUACAGCGGCAAUAGUGUUGUACGCAGUCAGACUAUGGAGGACCAAACCAAUCACAGCAUUUGCGAUGACAACUAUUCCUCUCCCCCAGUUCCCAAUACCCAAUACCGGUCAUUGAUGGCGGAUAUGGGCCCCAGACCAACCAUCAGCUACGCCAUCCCGGCAUCACAGUCACCGUUGGAGGCAAGACCUAGACCACAUGUCGUGUCGAACCAAUCUCCAGCGGGAACUACUCCUGGGAGCAGGCAUACGGAUGAGAAUCUGAGCCAACACCAAGUUGGAGCCUCUGUACGCUCGGUUACCCCGUCGGCGAUCGACUCCAUGACGGCUGUGGUUGAUGAAGAAGCAGGUACUAGAGAAUUCUUUGGUAUCAGCAGCGCUGGAUCCUUUACUUCACAGAUUAAAAAGGCCAUAGAUGUUCGACUUGGAAAGUCGACCCACGGCACUCGGCAUGUAGUCGCUUCUUCUCAUUCCGUCAUGGGUGCUCCAAGGACCGGCGACAUGAUGGCUUCAGAUGUUUCCUACGUCCUUCCCCCGCGGAGGCAAGCAGACCACCUGAUGGAGUUGUAUUGGUACUAUGUAGACCCUCUUUACCCCUUCUUGGAUAAGCAGCGGUGGACGGGUGCGUACAACGCCAUAUUCGCUGGUACGGCCAUUGACUUUGAUGAGCGCACCUUUGUCGCCACUCUCAAUAUCGUCCUGGCUCUUUCCACGCAGCUCCAUGAGUCUCAGUCUCUAGAGCAGAGGGAACAAUCAAGUAACGACUACUUCCGACGGGCGCAGGAUUUACUACCUAUGAGUCCUUGGGAUUCUGGAUCUCUUGAGUUGGUGCAAUGCCUGUUGGUUACGACCCAGUACCUGCAAAGCACAUAUCACCCGCACCAGACUUGGAUGCUUGUCGGCUCGGCGAUUAGGACGGCACAAAGCUUGGGACUUCACUUGCCAGAAACUUCAGCAGAGCGACCAGAUAUCGGCGAGCGAGAACUACUUCGGAGGGUCUGGUACGGAUGUGUCCUGAUGGAUCGGAUGGUAUCUGUUACCCAUGGACGCCCUGCGAUGAUUUCUGGAUGCCUUGCAACUGCGGUGCCGCUGCCUCUUUCAUCGCCUCCUGGUAUGAACGUUGUGGGAGUCGAAACGAGGAAGGACACAGGCUAUAUGUCAUUUUUCGUCGAGUCCGUUCGACUAUAUGAGAUCAUCCAUCAAACGAUGAUAGCUUUUUACGGAGGCUCUGGUGCUCGACCAAAGGUAAAAGAAUCUCAUUCUACAGAGCAUGAGAAUUUAGAUGGCGAGGACGAAGACUUGGACAAGGUGGUUCGAUUAGACAGGUCUCUCAGCAGAUGGGAGAACCGUCUACCGAACCAUCUCAGGUGGAAUAUGUUGGAAACCACGCAAGAUGAAAUCUCUCAGCGCCAGGCUGUCAUUCUUCGUAUGCGGUUUCUUCACGCCCGAAUUUUGUUACUAAGACCUCUUCUCUGUCGGUUUUGUCUCGCACAGUCGCCCGCAGAAAACGCCAAGAUUGACGAUACCCUACAAGCCCGCUUCGUUGAGCAAGGCGCGCUCUUCUGCGUUUCGACAGCGCAGAGCAUAAUCACGGCUCUCCUCAAACACCAAACCCUCAACAGCACCGUCGGCCUUCUUCCUGCGUGGUGGUACCGGGUGUACUACGUCUACUCCGCCGCCACCGUUCUCAUAGCGGCCACGCUGCGGCCUGAAGUGUUCCUCGCUGCGGAUAUUGGGCGCUCUUGGGGCCAGGCAAUCUCGGUGCUCAAGGCUCACGAGAAGUUUGGCCAAUCGGCCCGCAGAUGUGUCGCAGCUUUGCAUAUCCUUUCGUCCAAGAUCCUCCAGGCUGUCCCCAGCGGUGCCAUCACAUCGGCAAUGGCUAACCGGAAGGGGCCGCCGGGAGUGAAUGAGGAGGUUCAACCAGAUGGGAUGUACGAUGCCUCAGCUGAUCCGGAGCUACCUGACCUGCUGCAACGGCUGGCAGAUGAAUUUGCGCCUCCAAUUGCCGAUCUGAACCAACAUGAUCUGGCCGAGUUCAACUUUGAUGUUAAUGACUUGUCGUGGUUAACUGACAUGCAGGUAGCUUGGGAAUUGUUGAAUGAGUAA